AUGACAGACAAGAUGGCGUCGUCAAUAAUACGAGACGCUGUCGCUGGUUUCUUUGAAUACAAUACACCAAGAAUUGUUCAUAUCAAAGACACAACUAUUGGGACCACCAACAGAUUUAUCCAGUUUCUAAUUAUUGGAUACAUUAUUGGCUAUGCUAUCGUGUAUAAGAAAGGCUACCAGGAUGUUGACAGUGUGAAAAGUGCAGUGACCACCAAAGUCAAGGGAAUAGAGUUUUACAAUGACAGUCGAUAUGGAGUCGGAACUUUAGAUGUAGCAGAUUAUGUCAUUCCACCACAGGAAACAGAUGCAUUUUUUGUGAUGACAGGGUUUAUAAAAACCGCUCUGCAGGCCCAGAGAACCUGUCCUGAGAGUCCAUACAUACAGCAGGCUCUAUGUCAAAAUAAUACGGAAUGUGAGAGGUUAAAGGGCGCUAUCUUACCCAAGGGAAAUGGACCAGUUACAGGUCGAUGUGUGCCAUCCAGUAUCCCAGGGCAACCAAAUGUCUGUGAAAUUUAUGGGUGGUGUCCGGUAGAGGAUGACAGUCCAGAUCAGGUGCUGACUUUUGAAGAUAUCCUCAACUUCACCGUGUUCAUCAAGAACAACAUAGAGUUCCCUAAGUUUGGAGUCAACAGGCGAAACAUACUGGACUGGUACCACAAUGAUUCUGAACUGUCGGACUGUCUGUGGAAUGGUAACGAUGAGCGAAACAAAUUCUGUCCUAUCUUCGUAUUAGGAGACAUUAUAGCAGAAGUGGAUAAGAAUUGUACAACUUUAUUAAAAAUGGGUGGGAUGAUAAAGAUCAUCAUAGACUGGAACUGUGAUCUGGAUAACAGUGUGGAAGCUUGCCUGCCUCGCUACUCCUUCGUACAACUGGACAAGGGAGACUACAAUUCUUCUGUGGGUUUCAACUUUAGAUAUGCUGACCAUUUUUACGAGAACACCUCUGACGCCUACAUUUUUUACCGCAAUUUAUAUAAAGUUUAUGGGAUUCACUUUCUUGUGGAAGUUCGUGGCCAAGCUGGCAAGUUUGGAAUUGUUCCCCUCCUGUUGAAUAUCGGCAGUGGUUUGGCUCUUUUGGGAAUUGCUACAAUUUUGUGUGAUAUUAUUGUCCUCUACAUCUUGAAAGCCAAGACUUUCUACAGACAAAUGAAAUAUCUGGAUGUUACUGGAGAUGACCCAUUUCAA
Molecule: messenger RNA, 1185 nt
Organism: Candidula unifasciata
Lineage: Eukaryota; Metazoa; Mollusca; Gastropoda; Stylommatophora; Geomitridae
Source: the annotation of a GenBank genome assembly